CCAAAAGCGUACACACACACACACACACACACACACACACACACACCCUCUCCCCCGACGCCCGUGAUCACGAUUAGCCCCACUCCGGGGGAAAGCGGCUGCCGGAGGUCCUCUCACCUGCUCGGGGGUCUGAGAGGGUGCAGUGACCCUGACUAAGGAGCCAGGAACUGGUCCCAAUGGCAAUAUCUUUCAUCGUUUUUUCUUUGCCUCCGCUUGCCCACCGAGAGUGGGCGGCUGGAGAGCCCCUUUAACACGCUGACGACGGAGCUGGACGACCUUCGAGUUUCUGAUAAUCUCCUGUAGAGCCCAAGAGGCUAUGCGCACCGGGGCACUGGGAGCCUGCAAGUGAGGAGCCACUGUGCGGCUUGGCUCCCGCCCACCUCGGAGCCACACGCCUGCCCCUUGGGAGGGGUCAGCUUUGGCCUGAGAAUUUGGCCUCCGUCAAAAGCUCGGGUAGCUCCAAAGAUCUCCAGUCUGCCCCUAUGAUUAUCCCCUUCUCUUGUAGGCUUCCUCUCCAGGGUCUCCUAUUCGGAAUUCCUGAAUGAACUCUUGAGAUGGCCCAAAUUCAUGCUUCAUGCUCGCACAUUUGCUUUAUAAGGGUUGAGGGGAGGCCUCGGGAAUUCCAAAUGGAACCCAACUCCAGGGCAGCUAGUAAAGAACCUGGCCUGGGUGCGCGCAGGCAGAGGCAUGAACGCCUUACCUCUGGCGGCAGCGAAGGGGUUAGGCGCCACCACACUCCCGCCUGACUCACCCUCCUAGCUCUAACCACUGCGGACUAUUUUUGCCAGAGAGGGGCCUCAGGCUUCCCAACCACCCCCAGCCCCUGCCAGACCGCAGCCCCAAGCACAGCACCGCGGCUGGCCCUGCGCACCCAAGGCACAUGGACUCAGGGACGACCCCCCAGGAAACAGAAGCACAGGGCUGGUACCCACAACCACCACCCGUGGUGGCAAGCAGCAAUGCUGGGCAGCCAGCCCCGGUCUGUAUUCUUGCAAGUCUUGCCUCGGCCUGAAGGGACACCGCUGGCUAGGUGUCUAAAAAGUACAGAGGAGGUUAGGUCUGUGGGGCUAUUCACUGCGUGCUGGGGAAGAGAGGUUCUAGAGCCAGUGUGCUAGACAGCCUGGACCACAGUAGGGUACUCUUUCUGAUUGAUUCCACCACCUCUGGAGUAGGGAAAGGCGGUCCAAGACCUCCUGAACCUCCUUCUCAUUUAGGGGUAGAGGGCCAAACCAUAUAUGACUUCUGAGGUGGACAAAUACAAUUUCAGUAGCUUUCAUCCUUACUCCAGAAUCCAGGAUCCUCACCAGUACCCUAUCCUCUUUCCUGCCUGUCAGUCUGGGACUCACCCAGGCCCCUGGAAGGGUAUUUCACAGCCCUUUUCUCCAUCAGUACCUUAUGGACAUUUAUGUUUCUCCACGUGGCUGUGGUCCCAUUCCCACUUUCAAUUUUAUUUUGUCUUGUUCCUAUUUGUCCCCUCUCCGAUGCUAUCCUUGACUGGCUCCAGCAUUUUGUCAGAUGUAAUGAAAGGGCUAAGAAAGGCAAGCUGGAAAGUGGUGGCCCACACUCUUAAUCCCAUCACUUGGGAGGCAGAGGCAGGUGGAUCCCUGUGAGUUCAAGUCCAGCCUGGUCUGCAUAGUGAGUUCCAGGACAGCCAGGACUAUGUAGAGAGACCCUGUCUCAAAAAAAAAACAAUAACAAUAAUAAUGAAGGGGCUAAGGAAGAUCAGCAGCCAGAGGCUCAACUUCUCAGUGGCCUGGGGGCUCCCCAAGUUGGGCUAUCCCAAUCCUAAGAGCUCCCCUGCGGUUCUCUCCUGGCUGAAGUCUAGUUCUCUGAUAGAGGCUAUGGGCAGGCAGUGGGUGGCCUGAGUUGGCCCUCGGUGCCCUCCUGCCGACCGUCUGGCCUGAGCACUGACCCACAGGCAGCUAGAGGGCGGUGGGACAGGCGGGGCCUGGAGAGGGCUGUGGGUGCACACCCAUUGCCUAAUACCCCAAGCACGCAGCCAGCUCCAAGAAAGAGGAGGAGCAGGAACCAGAGAGACCUUGACAAGGGUUGGGACCAAAAGACAAGAGGGGGUACAAAAGGGGGCCGCCAUGGCUACGGGGAGGAAAUGGGAGCAACCUGGUCCACCUUCCCUUCCAUGAGAAAAGUAGAAGGUUACUCUUCCCCUCGUGAGGUCGGAGAGUGUAGCAAAACUCUGUGGGAAGAACAUCGAGGCCCUGAAGGGCGGAGGAGUGUCAAAUAAAAGAGUGGGGGCCUCUGGAGAUGGGGGGGAUCAAGAAACUGAGGCGGUGGCUACACUCGGGAACCUCCUCCCCCUCCCCCUCCCCUGAUGUUUGCCUUGGCUGGGGUCUUGGGUGACUCAUCUGUUGCUAAGCCGCUGAUAGGGGCGGCCAGCCCAGGGAACCCAAAUUAUAGGCCCGGGAGGGAUGGAUGCGCCUGUGGCAGUGAGCUCAGCCCGGCUGCCUCCCUCCACCUCGCCGGUCUUCCACUGCAGUACCGAAGGCCACCACCCAGAGGCGCCAGAGAUGUGGCAGACACACCUACUGGGCUCCAAGGAAACCCCCACGUUCGGCAGUUAGCCCCAACAAAGCUUGUGGACCACCCUAGGCAAUUUUACCCCCUCGUCUACUAGAGGCCCUUGGAUGGGCUGCCCAUUCCCAGCCCGAAGCGUGGUGCCUGCUGCCUGGCCUGUGCUUCAAAGGCAUGCCCAAGAACUCUGAUCUUUCUAGAUCCCAAGGUCUAAGCGAAGCUCCCUUCCCCCACCCCACCACCUCUCUCCAGGACCUAUUACACCUAUUCCGAGGGCCCUGUUUUGCUACUGCGUUUCUACUUCAAUCCUUUGCAGUCAGCUGUAGCCAAAAGUGAUAGAGAGAUGCGGGUCACAUGCGCCUGUAAUAAGGAAGCUGAGGCAGGAAGAUCGAGAAUCCGAGGCCAGGGGACCGGAGAGAUCAGCAGUGAUGAGCGCUUGUUGCCCUUGAAGAACCCGCAGGUCCAGUCCCCAGCACCCACGUGGUGGCUCACAACCAUUCAUAAUCCUAGUUCCAUGGGAUCCAACAGGCAUGGGUGAUGUGCACAUACAUGCAUGCAGGCAAAACAUUCAUACUAUAAAGAAAAAUAAGUAAAUCUAAUAAAUUUUAAAACAAGAGAGGAUUCAAGGCCAGAGCUAGGAGUGGCAGCUCAUGAGCCAUGCCUUUAGUUUGAACACGGGAGAGGCCGGCCGAGGCACGUGGAUCUCAGUGAGUUCAAGGCUAGCCUGGUAUACAUGGUGAAUUCCAGGCUAGCCAGGGAUACAUAGUGAGAGCCUGCCUUACAACAACAACAAUAAUACCUCAAGAUAUCUAAGAAAGAAGAUUCCAAAAGACAGAAAGGUACACAGACCUUGAGAAAGGACCACACUUGGUAUGUUCAAAAGAUCAGAGGGAUCAGUGUGGGGGAGUAAUUCUUAAGCGGAAAACUGAAGAACCAGAAAGUAAUGGGGUCAGAUCCGAUGAUGCCUUGUAAGCUACUGUAAAGGUUUUUGGCUUUUGAGUGAGAUAAGGAAUCAUUGAAUUUGGUCAGGGAAAUUCAUUUUUAUUUGUUUACUUUUUAAAUUGUGUGUGUUUGUAGGUGUGUCCUGGGAGGCCAGAGGUGCUGGAGUUACAAGGCACUUGUGAGCUGCCUGAAGUGGGCGCCGGGAAUCGAACUCAGGCCAUCAGCAAGAACAGCAUGUGCUCUUAACCACUGAGCCAUCUCUCCAGCCGCAACUUCAUUUCUAGAAAGGAUGGUCUUGACUACUGUUGGGAAAAGCAUGAAGACUUGAUAGGAAGAGGUGACCGUGGCUUCUACCACCACACAGCAGCUAGGGGGUGGAAGGGGGCCAGCUGCUGUGUGAACUUUACAGAUUGAGGGUCAGGGUUUGCUAACAGCCUAACAUGAAGUGUAAAACCCAUAAGCCAAAGGUUGAUUCUAAAUUUAAAAUUAAAAGAUAUAUAUAGUCAUGUAGCUAGAGUUUUCCUGCCUGGCCCACAGUCAGGACAAAUCUCUCUCACCUGCCAGUCCCACAGCCGCUCAGACCCGACCAAGUAAACACAGAGACUUAUAUUGGUUACAAACUGUAUGGCCGUGGCACGCUUCUUGCUAACUGUUCUUACAGCUUAAAUUAAUCCAUUUCUAUUAAUCUAUACCUUGCCACAUGGCUCGUGGCUUACCGGCAUCUUCACAUGCUGUUUCUCAUCGUGGCAACUGGCAGUGUCUCUCUGACUCAGCCUUCCACUUUCCAGCUCUAUUCUCCUCCUUGUCCCGCCUAUACUUCCUGCCUGGCCACUGACCAAUCAGUGAUUCAUUUAUUGACUAAUCAGCAACACAUUUGCCAUACAGACCAUUCCACAGCAUAGCCAGAUAGUGGUGGCUACACCUUUAAUCCCAGCACUUGGGAGGCAGAGCCAGGCAGAUCUCUGAGUUCAAGGACAGCCUGGUCUACAGAGUGAGGUCCAGGGCAGCCAGGGCUAUACAGAGAAACCCUGUCUCAGAAAAAAAAAAUGAUAUAUUAUUAUUUUAUUCUAUGUGUGUGGGUUCUUUCUUUGUUUUGUUUUGUUUUUUUUACUGUUUGUUUGUUUGUUUGAGACAGGGUUUCUCUGUGUAGUUUUGGUGCCUGUCCUGGAUCUCAUUCUGUGCUGGGAUUAAAGGCGUGCGCCACCGUCACCGCCACCGCCACCGCCGAGCUGCAUGUGGGUUCUUUAUCUGUAUGUCUGUAAACUACAUGUGUGCCUCCUGCCUGCAGAGGCUAGUCCUGGUUCCAAGAUUUUUGCCCUGGGGAUGAAGGCCAGCGCUGUCAUUUACUGAAAAUGGCUGAAGAAAGAGGAAAUUAAGCAAUGGGGGGGAUUAAGAAUUAAGUGGUGUUGGACAUGUGAACUUCAAGGCGCUUACUUAAGUGUUAGGAAUACAUUGGAGUCGGGGAUUUAGCUCAGUGGUAGAGUGCUUGCCUAGCAAGCGCAAGGCCCUGGGUUUGGUCCUCAGCUCUGGAAAAAAAAAAAAGGAAUACAUCUAGAAUUCAUAGCCAGUUACAAAUCAGGAAACAUGGGGGCUGGAGAGAUGGCUCAGCGGUUAAGAGCACUGGCUGCUCUUCCAGAGGACCUGGGUUCAACUCCUUCCCAGCACUUACAUGGUACUUAUAACCAUCCGUAACUCCACUCCCCGGGUAUCUAAUGACUUCUGGACUCCACGGGCACCAGGAACACCAGUGGUACACAGACCAUACCCAUACAUAUUAAAUACAUAAAACAGGAAAAAUGGAAGCUUGGAGUCAGAGAGUUUACUAGGUGAGUGAACAGGCCAAGACCAGCUCUCACUGGGAGUGCCUGAGUUAGCAUUCUUGCUUCUUUCCUUCUUCUUUUUUCUUUUUUUUUUUUUUUUUUGGUUGAGUCACAUGUAGCCCAGGCUAGCUUCAAACUCUAUAUGUAGCUAAAUAUGACCUUUGCUUCUCAAGUGGUAGGAUUACAGGUGGGUGGCUGCACACCUGGCCUUAUCUUUUCUUUAUUUUUACCAUAUCCAUGGUCCAGCUUAAAACACUACAUAUGCUAGGUAAGGUCAUCUCUGUGUGUGUGUGUGUGUGUGUGUGUGUGUGUGUGUGUGUGUGUGUGUGUGUUAUACACAUUCAUAUGUGUGCACAUGCAGAGGCCAGAGGUCAAGGUGAGACAUCUUCCUCUAUUGCUUUCUGCCUAAUUUUUUUUUUAUUUUUAAUUUUUCAUCUUCUUUCUCAUUUUUACUUUGCUUAUUAUCAGUGUGAGGGGUGCUGAGUGUGCAUCAUGGUGAGCACCUGGAUGUCAAGGACAGUUUUGUGAAGUCAGUUCUUCCUUUCUUUUUCCCACUUUGACACCAGUGGUCAUAGAUGAUACAGUUUCCUGUUUUUCAGUCUGUUUCCCAUCCCCAUAGAAUUAUACCAAUAUAUCCGAUAAAAAAAAAAAUGUAUGACACCAGGCAGUGGUGGCACAUGCCUUUAAUCCCAGCACUCAGGAGGCAGAGGCAGGCAGAUCUCUGUGAGAUCCAGGACAGCCAGAACUACAGAGAGAAACCCUGUCCCGGAAGACAAAAAAAAAAAAAAAAAAAGGGGUGUAUGUGACCCAGGCCUCCGUGAUGAAAAAUUCCUUGAAAACGAAGUCAGUUUACCCAUGUAUAUUGAUCAUUCCCUUGAGCCAUUUAUGUGGGGCACUAUUUGCAGAAACUCCUGACUUUUAGACCUGUGCAGGAUACUGGACCAUUCCACAUUAUCCCUCAGGAAUGAAUCUUUGGAGGAAGCAAGUAUGCUAGGCUAAGAUCAGGCCUGAGGAGGACAUUUCCCUUAAAAACAAACAAACAAACAAACAUUCCACCAAAGCUACAUUUGGGUUCGUAUAGAUCUCAUUUUGAAACAUUCACACCUCGUGAGAUGCCUCAGUGAGCAAAGGAAUUGCCACCAAGUUUAAUGACCUGAGUUCUGUCCCUGGGACCCACAUAACGGAAGGGGAGAACCAACUCUUACAAGUCGUUCCCUGAGUAUGCAUGCUAUUGCAUUGUGUCUCUCUCUCUCUCAUACACACACAGGCACACACACAAUAAAUGUGGUUUAAAAAUUUUAGUUGAACACAAGUACCCCAGGAACAGUAACUAAAUGUAUCAACCAUUUCUUCCAUAGAGUGAUUUGCGCCUCAGUGGGAAAGCCUGAUCAACUCUGGGAGUCUGAGUUCUUUGGGAUCAGACCUGGGUGCUCUAAUCAGACACUGUACCAAACAAACAAACAAACCAGGAGAGAUGGAACAAGAGGUCCCCAAAGACUUAAAAAUCAUUUUCUUGCCGGGCGGUGGUGGCACACGCCUUUAAUCCCAGCACUCGGGAGGCAGAGCCAGGCGGAUCUCUGUGAGUUCGAGGCCAGCCUGGGCUACCAAGUGAGUUCCAGGAAAGGCGCAAAGCUACACAGAGAAACCCUGUCUCGAAAAACCAAAAAAAAAAAAAAAAAUCAUUUUCUUUCUGUGUUGCUUUUGAAAAGGGACCACAGCCUGCUCUGCUGCAGACUGGCAAACCACUGAGCCGCUGACAAGUAGAGUCCACAUAGGCUUUGAGCUCACAUCUCUGGGGUGUCCGGCCUGAAGGAGCAUCCCUCUAAUCUCCACUCCAGAGGUAGAGGCUGGGAGAUCAGAAGUUCAAGGCCAGUUUAGACUAUAUCUUGAAUUUGAGGCCAGCCUAGGCUACUCGAAGACCUUAUCUCAACAAAUGAACAACAAAACAAAGAAAGGCUAGGAAGAUGGCUCAGCAUUUAAGAGCACUUGCAGAGGACCAAGAUUUGACUCCCAGCACCCACUCAGUGGUUGACAACCGUCAGUAGCACCAGUUCCAGUGAAUCUGACGCCCUCUUCUGGCCACUGUGGGCACUGCACACACAUGGUACAUUCGCAACAUGUGGGCAAAAUAUUCAUACACAUAAAAAUAUUAAACAAGGGCUGGAGAAAUGGCUCAGCGGUUAAGAGCACUGGUUGUUCUUGCAGAGGACCUGAGUUCAAUUCCUAGCAACCACAUGGUGGCUCCCAACCAUCUGUAUUGAGAUCUGGUGCCCUCUUCUGGCAUGUAGCAGAACACUGUAUAUGUAAUAAAUAAAUCUUUUUUAAAAAAAUUAAGCAAAAAAGACCCUCCCCUUCCCCCAGAAAAUUAAAAGAAAAAAAAAGAAUAACCACUGGGUUUGCUUUUGAUUUUGAGAUAGGAUUUUACUAUGUACCCCAGGCUGGCUGUGCUAGAUCUCACUGUGUAGACCAGGCUGGCCUCAGACUCACAGGGAUAACCUCACCUGCCUCUAACUUCCAAGUGCUGGGUUAAAGGCAUGUACCACCACUCCUGGUCGCUCCAAGACUUUUUAAUCCUCCUGCCUCGGCCUUCUAAGUUCUGGAAUUGGCAGGCAAGUACCACCAUGCAGAACUGGUCUGAGAUUUAUUCACUCUAUUUUUCAUUAAUUAUUAAUUUGUUGCUACCCUAUCUCAGGGUUGUCUCAAAUUCGGAGCCAUCUUCUUAUAUAAGACUUCCAAGCGCUGGGGUCACGGGCACACAUGCUCCACCAUGCCUGGCUGGUCUGGUUUUGUUUGUUUGUUCAUUGAAUUGCUUACAUUUAUCUGUUUCGAGUGUGUAUGUACACGUGCAGAGAUCAAAAGGUUUUAGAUUCAGCUCUCCUUUCAUCAUGUGGGUCCCGGGGAUUGAACUGGGGUCAUCUGCCUUACCAGCAAACACUUUCACCUGCUUUUAAUUUAGUGUAUGAUGUGUAUGCGCUUGUACAUGUAUGCACACUCACAUGUGAAUGCCCCUGGAGUGGAGAGAGGAAGUUGGAGAUGGAGUUAUUGGUAGUUAUAAACUGCCUGACCUGGGUGCUGGAAAAGAAACUCAGGUCCUCUGGAAGAGCAGCAAGUUCCCUCUCCCUCUCUGUCCUGGAACCCAAUAUGUAAACCAUGCUGACCUUGAACUCAGCCUGCCUCUGCCUCCCGAGUGCUGGGAUUAAAGGUGUGUGCCCCCAUGCCUGGUCCUGCUUUUGUGUUUUGAGAGUGUCUCCUAUAUGCCUGGAGGUAGAAGAUAACCUUGAACUUUUGCUCUUCCUGCCUCCUGAGUGCUGGGGUUACAGCCAUGUGCCACCAUUCCUGGUUUUUCCGUAGUCUGAAGAUCUAACCCAGGGCUUUAUACAUGCUAAGCAAACGCUCUACCCCAGUCCCUGGGGACAUAGCUUUAACAUUGAUUCAUUUAUUGGCUGGGACCUUGAACCUGGAUCCACUGCCUCAUCAAUUGUUUCCUCUGUAAAAUGGAAGAGAGGAAAAAAUAUUAGAAUCCUCCAGGAGUGGGGGCUUCUCUGUGUGGCAAUGGGGCAUGAUAAUCAAGCUGCCAGUGCCCCCUGUAUCUCACAUCGGGAACAGCAGCCUGGAAAUCCUAGGCUACCAUGGCCCUGAAGAUAACUGGGGUCUCAGGCAAGGAAGAGUGUGCGAAGGAAGAGUCACAGGACUGAGGAUGGGGGGAAACAACAGAGCUUUGGGGCACUGCAGAAAUCUGGGAGAAAAAUCCAAUGAAAAGCAGAAAACACAUGGGAGGCACAAAUUUGUUAACCUUUAAAAAAGAGAUUUUAUGUAUGUGUGAGUGUUUUGCCUGCAUGUAUGUAUGUGCACCUGUGUGUGCUUGGUGCUAGUGGGGUUCAAACAACACCUGACUCUGGAGUUCCAGGUCCCCGAGAGCCAUCACGUGGGUGCUGAGAACAGAACCUGGAGCCUCUGCAAGAGCAGCCAGUGCUCUAAAGCACCAAAGCACCGACCCAUCUCUCCAGGCCCCCACAUUCCUUCAUCUUGAGCUAGGCAGGCAUGGUGGCACAGGCCUGGAAUCCUGGCAGUCAGGUGACCAUCAUGGAAUCUACACAUUAAAAUUCGGUGUUAGGUAGAGUCACACAGCAAGAUCCUGUCACACAACCAGAAGCAGCCACGGAAACAAAACAAACCUGCUGUUGCAGGUCCCUUUCUCUCUUCCCAGUCCUCCUCAUCACCUGACAAUCGCUCCACUGUGCCAUCCUUUCCGGGGCUAGUUGCCAGAGAAACCUGGCUCAUCUUCAUGACUCUUUCCACUAAUGACAUGCACAGGUUGACACACGCCGGAGAGAGACACCAUAGGAUGACACAAGGUACCCAGAGCGACAGAAUGACACAUGCAUGCACAUAGUUAAUCUCCCCGCCCCCACACACACUCACUCAUCCACCCACCUGCAAACACAGUCCCAGACACUCUCCAUUCUUGAGUCAGGCUUCUGGACAGCUCCUGUCGUAUCUCCCACCUCCUUCCUGACCCACUGCUUAAAACGGUGACUGUAGCAAAAAUGACUUCAUGAUCUCCCUGUCCUGAGCCAAAUUACAAAAUGAUUUGGAAAGGGCUCAAAACGCCCUUCUUUAGAAGUUUCUGGAUACACCAAUACACAGGAGCAUGCACCUUCAGAACACAUGUGUAUUUCCACUUGGCCUCACAUUGUGACACACAGACACUCGCACUCUCCUAGCCCACAUAACGCAAACUGCUGCAUGUUUAUGAGUUCCUCUCUACCACGAGCUCGGUUUGGUCAGCCUACCCGACACCCCACGCCCGGGAAUCCCUGACCACAUCUCCACCCAUGCUCUGUCUCUCUCUUUUCCUUCUCUGUCCCGCCGUCGGGGUUCCUGGGCGAGGAGGCAUCUCCGCCCCGAGUCGCUGGCCAGAACCACAGCUUUUACCCCGCCAUUCAGGAUAAGGAAGAGAAGAGACCACAGCGGGAGGCGGGGGAUGACAGGGUGACAUCGAGGGGACAGCCCCACCGCGCGCGUGGGGAGGCGAUUCAGGCUGCAGACAGGUUGUCCCGAAAGACUUGGUCUCCGCGCCCCCUGGCGGAUGCUGGUCCCCGACGGGCUCCGGACGCGAAGAAGAGUGAGGCCGGCGCGCGUGGGAGGCCAUCCCAAGGGGAGGGGUCGGCGGCCAGUGCAGACCUGGAGGCGGGGGCCACCAGGCAGGGGGCGGGGGUGAGCCCCGAUGGCUAGCUAGUCCGUCAGCUCUUUGCUCAGACCGGCUAGAGCCACAGCCCCGCUCGCUCCUCAUUGUCUGUGGCCCUGACCGGUGCGCCCUGGUGCCAUAGUGCGGCCUGGAGGGGCAGCCUCUUCUCGUCAUUGCAGUCAGAGCCGCAACUAUAAGAGGCGGUGCCUCCCGCAGUGGCCGCUUCAGCCCAACAGCCAGGGCAGCAAACCAUGCUGCCUGCGGCCCGCCUCCAGAGUUACUAGAGCCAGCCUGCGAACUCUCACAACUGCCCUCAGCGCCGCGUCCAGUCCCACCACCGUCGCGGGCAGCCACCAAAGCCGCCAGAACUGCAGCACAGAACCGGCAAGGCCAGGCAGGCCAUGGGGCUCUGGGCGCUGCUGCCCAGCUGGGUUUCUGCUACUUUGCUACUGGCACUGACCGCCCUGCCCGCAGCCCUGGCCGCCAACAGCAGUGGCCGAUGGUGGGGCAUCGUGAACAUAGCCUCCUCCACAAACCUGCUGACGGAUUCCAAGAGUCUGCAGCUGGUCCUGGAGCCCAGUCUGCAGCUACUGAGCCGCAAGCAGCGGCGACUGAUCCGACAGAACCCGGGGAUCCUGCACAGCGUGAGUGGAGGGCUGCAGAGCGCCGUGCGAGAGUGCAAGUGGCAAUUCCGGAACCGCCGCUGGAACUGCCCUACCGCUCCCGGGCCCCACCUCUUCGGCAAGAUCGUCAACCGAGGCUGCCGGGAAACAGCAUUUAUCUUCGCAAUCACCUCCGCCGGGGUCACACAUUCGGUGGCGCGCUCCUGCUCCGAAGGUUCCAUUGAGUCUUGCACCUGCGACUACCGGCGGCGUGGCCCUGGGGGCCCCGACUGGCACUGGGGGGGCUGCAGCGACAACAUCGAUUUCGGCCGCCUCUUCGGUCGAGAAUUCGUGGACUCUGGGGAGAAGGGGAGGGACCUGCGCUUCCUCAUGAACCUUCACAACAACGAGGCAGGGCGCACGACCGUGUUCUCCGAGAUGCGCCAGGAGUGCAAAUGCCACGGGAUGUCCGGCUCGUGCACGGUGCGCACGUGUUGGAUGCGACUGCCCACGCUGCGCGCCGUGGGCGACGUGCUGCGCGACCGCUUCGACGGCGCCUCCCGCGUCCUGUACGGCAACCGGGGCAACAACCGCGCUUCGCGGGCGGAGCUGCUGCGCCUGGAGCCCGAAGACCCGGCGCACAAGCCGCCCUCCCCUCACGACCUCGUCUACUUCGAGAAGUCGCCCAACUUCUGCACCUACAGCGGACGCCUGGGCACAGCCGGCACAGCCGGGCGUGCUUGCAACAGCUCGUCUCCGGCUCUGGACGGCUGCGAGCUGCUGUGCUGCGGCCGGGGCCACCGCACGCGCACGCAGCGCGUCACGGAGCGUUGCAACUGCACCUUCCACUGGUGCUGCCACGUCAGCUGCCGCAACUGCACGCACACGCGCGUGCUGCACGAGUGUCUGUGAGGCGUUGCGCCCCCGGGAACGCUUCCCCUGACCAGCUCUCUGGCACUCGAGAGACCCACCCCAUUCGCCCACCCUGGCACCUCCAGUCACGUUCCCGAGGUUCACAGUGACCCAUCUCUCCCACCUCCUACCUGGGGGCUCCUUAAACCACUUGCCUGAGGCAGUAGGAACCCUUUUGCCAUCCUGAGGGCCCUGCCUCAACCUACCUCCCUCCCUCUUGGUGGGAGACCCCUUGUUGCACGGCCCCCUAUUUGGUCAGGGGGCGAGAGGAGGGUUCCUCUUCUCCUGGGGGAGGGGGGUCAGUUAUGAGGUGGAGGUGUUGCAGUCCCAGCUGUACUGUGUCAGUGACCUCCCAAUCUCAUUCCACCUCUUCUUCCGCUCUCCCAGCGUCCCUACAGGCCCCUUCCAUUCAUUGUCUAGCCAGCACACCUGGGCAGCAGGGUCUCCCCCCCCCCCACCCGUAGCUGAAGUCAGAGGUUCCAGGGUGAAAGGGCGGCUGUGAUGAUGUGGGAAAUAAGGUUAGAAAACCCAGCAGAAAAAGCUCCAUUCCCCUAGUCUCUGUAACGGAGCCACUGAACAGCUGUGAAGCAUGCCUCCUUCAGCCACCUCCCACCCCUUCCUGUCCUGCCUCCUCAUCAGUGUGUAAAUAAUUUGCACUGAAACGUGGAUACAAAGCCACGAGUUUGGUUAUGUAAAUAAAACUAUUUAUUGUGCCGGGUUCCAGCCUGGCUUGCAGAGACCGCCUUCACCCCGACUCCUCUGUUCUGCCCUUAACCUCGUUGUUAUCCAACUUUUUUUUCUUUUACCCAGUUUCUCAAAGAUGCCCUUGCCCACCGGAUCAGUAUUUCCUUCCACUGUAGCUAUUAGUGGCUCUUCACCCCCAUCAAUGUAUCUUUCUCUGAAGAAUAAAAUCGCUAUUUUUA
Messenger RNA from Peromyscus californicus insignis, 12916 nucleotides. It is a transcript of the gene Wnt1, whose product is annotated as Wnt family member 1. The transcript is spliced from 4 exons. Bases 10881 to 11993 code for a protein of 370 amino acids. The record is from RefSeq and is a predicted model, not a curated record. Gene Ontology annotation, cellular component: extracellular region. Gene Ontology annotation, biological process: multicellular organism development; neuron differentiation; cell fate commitment. NCBI's taxonomy places the organism in Eukaryota, Metazoa, Chordata, Mammalia, Rodentia, Cricetidae. Gene Ontology annotation, molecular function: frizzled binding; cytokine activity.